This is a messenger RNA of Galleria mellonella (greater wax moth), 1335 nucleotides long. It is a transcript of the gene NGR-A27, whose product is annotated as neuropeptides capa receptor-like. The record is from RefSeq and is a predicted model, not a curated record. The transcript has 7 exons. Gene Ontology annotation, biological process: neuropeptide signaling pathway. Gene Ontology annotation, molecular function: neuropeptide receptor activity. Gene Ontology annotation, cellular component: plasma membrane. The coding region runs from base 1 to 1236 and encodes 411 amino acids. NCBI's taxonomy places the organism in Eukaryota, Metazoa, Arthropoda, Insecta, Lepidoptera, Pyralidae.
AUGACAAUGUACAAAGUUGUCAAGGUCGAAGAAAUUGUUAAUAAUUCUGAUUGUCUUCCCAACGACCUGACGGUCUACUGGCAUCAGUAUCCUUACAGUCUUGGCAUCGUGUUUUGCAAGCUACGAGCACUUAUAUCUGAAGCGGCUUCGUAUGUCUCUGUACUGACAAUAGUGGCCUUCUCUCUGGAACGGUACCUCGCCAUCUGCCACCCGCUGCACCUCUACACCAUGGCGGGACUCCGCCGAGCGCUGAAAAUCGUGGCUGCACUAUGGGCCCUGUCGCUCCUGGCCGCAUCGCCCUUUGCCAUGUACACCACCGUCAGCUACCAUGAUUAUCCACCAGGAUCUGGCAACGCAUCACUGGAGUCGGCCUUCUGUGCCAUGCUGGAGCUACCUUCCUGGUACCUGUGCGAGCUGAGUAGUCUUCUCUUCUUCGUGCUGCCAGGGUUCAUCAUCCUCGGCCUGUACGUCCGUAUGGGACUGCGUAUUAGGUACGUUAUGGGGUCGACACACACUAACAAACCUGGCAGUCCAGGGACCCUGAACGGUGUGAAUGGGAGUGUCCACGGAGAGGCAAGACAGGCGCAAUCCAGGAAGACAAUAAUCCGGAUGUUAGCGGCGGUGGUGGUAGCGUUCUUCGUGUGCUGGGCGCCGUUCCACUUCCAGCGGCUCUUCUUCAUCUACGGCACCGGCUCCAAGCACUACCACACCAUCAACAAGCACCUGUUCAGUGUCGCCGGCGCCUUCUACUACGUGUCCGCCACCGUCAAUCCCAUAUUGUACAACGUCAUGAGCCAUAGGUACCGAAUAGCAUUCAGGGAGACACUGUGCUGCAGCAAAGUACAUCGGAAACAAAGCAAGUGCUACCGCGAGCACUCCAGCGUUAGGGAGACGAUGGUCAACCACACGUCAGAAGGGGCACAUCUGGUCAGGGUGAGGUCACAGAGCCACCGCAACCGGCUCGACCACAAAACCUUUCGCAGAUGCAGCUACUACGGUGCAGAGACUAUGGCACUUUGUGAGAAGUGGAAGCAAGACUAUUGCAGGGACAGUACUAAGCUAAGUUUGAUGAGAAGCGAAAGGAAUAGCACCAACUCAUCGCCUUGUAAUAACAAUGAAGCUAGUCAAGUGCUGUACAACGAGAAUGACUUCGAUGACGAUUAUAAAAAUAAUCAGUUGUGUACUGACGAUGAUAGUAAUAUAAAUAUUAACAUAUCUAUACAUUUGCAUAAGUAACUGUAUGUGUGAAACAUCUAUGUCUAGUCAUUCGGUAUUCAAUAUACCUUGCCCCCUAGACUAUAAUCUGUUUCAAUAGAACAUAAUAUAACUGUGAGA